Messenger RNA from Hymenoscyphus albidus, 2953 nucleotides. The record is from the annotation of a GenBank genome assembly. Lineage: Eukaryota; Fungi; Ascomycota; Leotiomycetes; Helotiales; Helotiaceae.
CUUUGACAGUUUAGCCAUCAUAGCACUCUCCGGAUCAUCAGAUCGUACCCCCGUAAAGCAAGGAGUCUUGCGAACGCAACUCCUUUCCGGAAAUUCAAAUCCAGGUAGAGAAUGGAAGCUGCAUCCAAACAAGAUCUCCCACCUCUUGCCGACAGCAUCCUUGAGCUGGGAAAGCUCGCUUUUGACCCCCAGGAAUCAGAAAACAGCAGAAGGGAAAGCCAACCGAGAUUCAAGCAGCUGAUUGAUGGGUAUAUCCAGAAAUCUAUAAACUUCGCAACUUCACUAAUAACCAUCAGGACCUCUACUUUAAAACUCUUGCCAGUCCUGAAUCAUUUGGUCCAGCCUGGAGGCCGUGCAGAGCCAUGGCUUCGUCCAGCUCUCAUAUCAGCCCUUGCACGCAUUCCUCUCAGACCACGAGGAGUGCAGGAUACCAUCGAAUUUGUUCUUUUUGUACAUCCUAGCUCCCGUGCAAGGCCAUCUGACGGAGUAGAAAAACGGUCCGGGAUCUCUCACAAAGCACUGAAUGCAGCAUCUCGCUUGUUAUCCUCCCCCCCUGCCGGAAUUACAUCUGAGGAAUGGUUUGCUGAUAUCGCCCCGCAACUAAUAUCGCUUUUACAAGGUGAAGGCGAACCAGAAAUGGACAAAGCGGCAGCUUUCAUUAUUGGUUUUGGCAUUUUGGGACGAAAGCAAUAUGGUGCACCAGGUACGUCUUCCUUUCCCCUCUAUACAACUUAUCCUAAGUUGUUCCUCAGGGAAACCUGGAUGGAAUGCUUUUGUGGAACCUUUGUAUCAGUGUAUUGAUCCUGCCCUCGGUCGGAAAUUGUCCUUAAAUGACCAGGAAGACGAUAUCAUCACAAUAGGUGCCCCUAAAAUCCUCGUACCUUCAGUUAAGGUCUCAAAAAGUCUCCGGAAUCUUUCUACUCUUCUAACUUCUCAUCCCCAUCCAUCGCUCGCAAAGAGACUUCUGAGGCCCAUUCUUCUUCCUCUUUGGGCUCUGUCCUCUUGGUCUGGUGAUAAUGAAGUAAUGCGGACCACUUUUUGCAAUCCGGCAGCAAAAUUAUUAAAAGUCCUCGUGCAGUUAUCGGGUUCUGGACAGGGAGGCACAAAAAAAGAUGCGCCUAUUUCAUCGCCGAUUUUUGAUUCAAUCCUUCAAGACUUGCUAUUCAAGGGAAAAUCAAACCCAGCUGAAAUUGUUUGGGAAUAUGGGAUAAGCAAAGAUGGCGGUAUUCAAAUACAACAGUCAAGUGGCACUGCCCAGAACGUUGGCCCUAAUCUAGAGUUAAUAGACACGGCUGCUGAUAAGUUUGUUGCAUUUAUUUCGCGCCUUGAAAAUACGCCUGACAUUCAGGGUGAAAUCUCACAUCUGUUCAUGGGAUUGUGUACCAAAUGGCUGUCAAGUACUGGCUCAAUGAAAAAGAAACAGCAGACGAUCAUCACCCAAAGAGAGCCCGACGAAGUGGAACACGACUUUGAAAGAAGGAUCAUCGAGGCUAAAGUUAUGCAAAAGAUGAUGUCUACAUUCCCUGGCAAACUUAUUAGUAACCCACGUCAAGUGCUUGACCUAGUCAACCAAGUACUUUCGGACUUUGCUACUGAAAGCGGAGACGAUGCCAACGGCGAAGAUGCAGCUUCAGUUGCGUUGAGUUUAUUAAACAUCGUCCUAACUACCACAAGCUUCAAAAUCCCACCAGAAGACCCGACCUUGGGAGCGAUACAAUCACAUCUACAGGUAAUUAGUCGCUUGAAGCAUCAGGACAUGUCAACAACUGCGCAGAAUCUUCUACUGCUGCUAAAAUAUCGAGGCACAAUUGAUGAGCCAGAAACGGAGACGACAACGAAACCAACGGAUCAACAAGUCGAAGACCGGAAGACCUACGCUCUCGCCCUCUCCUACCUCACCACGACUGACUCCCCACCACCAGUCCGCGUUCAAGGUCUUGAACUUCUCUCUGAUUUGAUAAAAUCAAGUAGUUCAAUUCUUGAUAUUCCAGCACUUCUAACACUCUUCUCAUCACUUCUUCAAGACUCUGAAGAAUACAUCUACCUACGAGCCAUUAAAUCAUUCAUACAGCUAUCGCAGAAACACCCGAAAGCUGUGAUGAAAGACCUCAUCGAUAGAUAUGUUGAUCCAAACGAGGACUGCGACUUAGACCAACGUCUGAGACUCGGUGAGGCUUUACUUCAAGUAAUUCAAAGUAACCCAUCAACCUUCACAGGAGAUACAGCACGAACAGUCCUCGAAGGCCUCCUCUUCCUAGCCAGUCGACGAGGGUACCGUCCAAAAACAGAACAGGAGCAACAAAAAAGGGCGAAAUUGAAGCGAAAGCAAGAUUUCGAAGCAGAGGAAGCAUGGGACGGGGAAGUCCCUCAGCUUGACGAAGUCCUCGAGGAGGAAUCAUCGAAAGAAGACGAGAUCCUCGCUCAAAUCCUCUCGGGAUGGGAAAGCAAAAGAGGUUCAGAGGAUCUCCGGAUUCGUGCAUCUGCGAUUGCUAUUAUCGGCUCAGCGCUCGAGGUUAACAUCGCUGGUAUUCAUGCGGGAACGAUAUCCACUGCUAUCGAUCUCAGUAUACACAUCAUUACUCUUGAGACUGGACCCGAGCAAGCUAUCGUUCGUCGAUCGGCUAUUAUACUCGUUAUGAGUUUUGUAAAAGCGUUGGACACUGCAAGAGAAGAAGGAACCAAGCUGGCUUUUGGCUUUGUGGGGAGUAACUUGGAGGAUGUGGAAAGGAUUUUUGGGUAUGUUGCCGAGACUGAUGGGGAUGGUCUGGUAAGGAGACAUGCAGCGGAUGUGGGGGAGAGCAUGAAAGCGUGGAGGAUGAACGAAUUGAUUCCUAAAGAUAUGAGCGUGGGAGAGAGUGGUAUUGGGGAGUUGAGGGGGUUAAGUAUCACGCCGGGCGGGGAGCUAAGGGAUAAAGAGGGGAGGGUGAGACCAAGAAUUGAGGAGGUUGAGUGA